AUGGCAACCGGCAUCCUUAUGUUCCCGAUGGCCGCUCUCAACUAUAAAACUGACGACAGUAGCGGCAUGGUACUGUUGUCCGGCAACUCUCAUCCAGAGCUGUCUCGUCUUGUAUCUGACCGCCUCGGUAUCCGACAAGGGGAAGUGAUUGUAUAUAACAAAACGAAUCGAGAAACUUCUGUUGAUAUAAAACAGUCUGUACGCGGCAAACACGUCUUCAUACUUCAAAGCGGGUCAAAGAACGUCAACAAUGAUGUGAUGGAACUUCUGAUUCUCAUAUAUGCCUGCAAGACAUCCAUGUCAAAAACGAUCACAGUGAUAAUGCCGUAUCUACCGUAUUCCAAGCAAUGUCGAAUGUUGAGGCGAUCUUCAAUACCAAUGAAACUCAUUGCCGAAAUGAUUUGCAGAGCUGGCGCAUCUCGCUUGGUUUCGUUGGAUCUGUACAAGAAGGAAAUUCAGGGAUUUUUCUCCAUCCCUGUGGACAAUCUCCGAGCUUCGCCAUUUCUACUCCAGUAUAUCAAAGAAUAUAUCCCCGACUAUAAAAACGCCAUAAUCGUCGCAAAAUCACCGGGAGUCAUGAACAAAGCCACUUCUUAUGCUGAUCGCCUCCGUUUGGGUGUGGCAGUAAUUCAUGGUGAACAGAAGGAUUCCGAAGAAUCUGGACUUGAGGACGGUAGACAAAGUCCUCCACCCAACUAUGCACCAUUUGAACUGUUUCCAUCUCAAGAACCAAAACAGAAACCUCCAUUGACCGUUGUUGGAGAUGUCGGUGGCCGAAUAGCGAUAAUGGUGGAUGAUAUCAUAGACGACGCACAGUCUUUUGUUGCUGCUGCAGAAGUGCUGAAAACACGUGGAGCUUACAAAAUUUAUGUCAUAGCCACACAUGGAGUUUUGAGCUCGGAUGCACCGGCGCUGUUGGAAGCAUCACCUAUCACUCAGGUAAUAGUCACAAAUACCGUGCCCCACGAGGUGCAAAAAAUGCGCUGCCAUAAAAUCAAGACCGUUGACAUAUCGCUGAUGUUAUGCGAAGCCGUUCGUCGCAUUUAUCACAAUGAAUCUAUGGGACAACUCUUCCGGGAUAUCACAUUAGAUGAUUAGGUCAAUUGUUGGCAUUUGCUGCUUCUCAUUUAGUUUCAAAUGGCUUUGCAUCUGAUGUGCAGCAUUGCUUUUUUGCCUUCGUACCUCACUCACGCAUUCUAGCAUUUAUUACUUAAGGUACCCUAUUUUUAGACUAUUCUUAGAUGUUGUCUGUUAAAAUCAUGUUGGUUUCACUCCAUAGUUUGCUAUAAAACUAUGCUUUUGCCUAACGGUUUUGUGUUCUCACAUCUUGCAUCAUUUUUGGAAUUUUUCUCGAUAAGCUUCGCAUAGUAUAACAAAUAGGCAAAGAAUGCUUGUUAUUCCGGUAUAUGACUGUAUUUUCAUUACUCAGGUGAUAUUGGCUGAUAUUCAACAGUAUGGUAACUCUGUUUGUACCAUGUUUAUCAAUGCGAGUAUGAUGCAUAUAGGGUGUCUCAUUGAUUUGUGCAUAUUCUGUGAUGUAGAGUUUUUUUUUUACUUCGCCAGCGUUCAUGUUGUGAUUUUUCAUAACGCCGAGCUUGCAGUGAAGGACUAUCAUGAUGAGCA
Cylicocyclus nassatus is the source of this 1623-nucleotide messenger RNA. The record is from the annotation of a GenBank genome assembly. Lineage: Eukaryota; Metazoa; Nematoda; Chromadorea; Rhabditida; Strongylidae.